This is a messenger RNA of Kwoniella botswanensis, 969 nucleotides long. RefSeq lists its product as uncharacterized. Gene Ontology annotation, biological process: inositol catabolic process. The record is from RefSeq and is a predicted model, not a curated record. NCBI's taxonomy places the organism in Eukaryota, Fungi, Basidiomycota, Tremellomycetes, Tremellales, Cryptococcaceae. The transcript has 7 exons. Gene Ontology annotation, cellular component: cytoplasm. Gene Ontology annotation, molecular function: iron ion binding; inositol oxygenase activity. The coding region runs from base 1 to 969 and encodes 322 amino acids.
AUGGUACACGCACCAGAGAUAACCGACUACAUCAAGACCCGAGCCAAGGCUAUGGACGAGGUGUCAGAUCAAAUUGAUGAAGUCAAUUUACUCAAACUUAAACAAAAUGCCAAAGCCCAACUUGAAAAGAGUCAACAGGGCGUUAACGAUUUCGAAGGUGAAAGUAAAUUCGAUAGUGAGAAGGAUAAAUCGGUUUUCAGACAAUAUGAGAAUGCUUGUGAUCGAGUCAAGAACUUCUAUGCUGAACAACACACCAAACAAACAUUGGAAUACAACUUGCGUAUUCGAAAAGAGUUCAGAGAGACUGUCAGAGCACGAAUGGGCGUAUGGGAAGCACUUGAGUUACUCAACACUCUAGUGGACGAGUCCGAUCCCGACACUUCUGUCCCUCAGAUCGUCCAUGCCCUGCAGGCAGCAGAGGCAGCAAGGAAGGAUGGCAAGCCAGAGUGGAUGCAAUUGACUUGUCUCAUACAUGAUUUGGGCAAAUUACUUUGUUUCUUCGGUGCAGACGGUCAAUGGGAUGUAGUAGGCGAUACUUUCGUAGUAGGAUGUAAAUACGUCGACGAGAUCAUCUACGGUCCUGAGAGUUUCAAGGAAAACCCAGAUUAUUACAAUGAGAAAUUACAAACGGAUUUGGGUAUCUACGAGGAACACUGUGGGUUGGAGAAUGUCAUGAUUAGUUUUGGACAUGAUGAGUACCUCUAUCACAUUUGCAAAACCCAAUCGAACUUGCCCAAAGAAGGCUUAUGGAUGAUCAGAUACCACUCGUUCUACCCUUGGCAUCGAGCAGGAUCAAACGCCUAUAGGCAUCUCAUGGUAGAAGAGGACGAGCAAGCUUUGAAAGCUGUCAGAGCGUUUAACCCAUACGACCUCUACUCAAAAUCUGAUGCUCCACCAAACGUAGACGAGUUGAAGGAAUAUUAUCAAGGUUUGAUCAAGAGAUACUUCCCAGAGGAGAUUGAAUGGUAA